Molecule: messenger RNA, 6713 nt
Organism: Myotis myotis
Lineage: Eukaryota; Metazoa; Chordata; Mammalia; Chiroptera; Vespertilionidae
Gene: KIF9
Product: kinesin family member 9
Exons: 22
Coding region: 487-2895 (802 amino acids)
Biological process (GO): microtubule-based movement
Molecular function (GO): ATP binding; microtubule binding; microtubule motor activity
Source: RefSeq, a predicted model, not a curated record
CUUUCGUUUCCUUGCUAUCUCGACCCUGGUCUCGCACCUGCAGCUGCCGCAUUCUUCCUAGAAUCAGCGGUCCCAUCUCCUGUUUUCCUGAUGUUGCCCUGACCUUACUCGUAUCUCCACCGAGGACCACGGACUUCAUUUCCGCCACUACCUCAAUACUUCCGGGACCUACGGAAGCGGCCCGUUGCCAUGGCGACCGUGUACACAACCUGGCAGCUGCGCGCGCGGGUUUUCCUUCGCAGCAGUUGCAGUGGUGGUGCUGCGGCGCGGCUGCUGCCUCCGGAGCGUAGUGACCGAAGAUGGACCCACAUGUGGAGAUGCAGCACCCCUCUGACUUCCAACCAUGACCAUUACCACCAACCACCAUUUCUUGGGCACCUGCUCUGUGCUGGGUACUGCUGUGGACCUUGAGGGGGAUUCAAAUAAAAGGCACAGUCCUUUCCCCCAGCAGCUUGUCAUGUCACUGGGGAGCUGAAACCCGCUCAGAUGAUGUGGCGUAAGAACAGUAACAAGCAUCUCACGAGAAUGAGCACUAGGAAAAAAGUGCACGCGUUUGUCCGUGUCAGACCCACCGAUGACUUUGCUCAUGAAAUGAUCAGAUACGGCGACGACAACAAAACCAUCGAUAUUCACUUAAAAAAAGAUGCUCGGAGAGGAGUUGUCAAUAACCAGCAGACAGACUGGUCCUUCAAGCUGGACGGAGUUCUCCACGACGCCUCCCAGGACCUGGUCUACGAGACCGUGGCCAAGGACGUGGUUUCGCAGGCCCUCGACGGCUACAACGGCACCAUCAUGUGUUAUGGGCAGACAGGCGCUGGCAAGACUUACACCAUGACGGGGACCACGGAGAACUACAAGCACCGAGGGAUCCUGCCCCGGGCCCUGCAGCAGGUUUUCAGGAUGAUCGAGGAGCGCCCCACGCACGCCAUCACGGUGCGCGUCUCCUACCUGGAGAUCUACAACGAGAGCCUGUUCGACCUUCUGUCCACGCUGCCCUACGUGGGGCCCUCGGCCACGCCCGUGGCCGUCGUGGAAAACCCGCACGGGGUCUUCAUCAAGGGCCUGUCGGUCCACCUUGCGAGUCAGGAGGAGGACACCUUCAGCCUCCUCUUCGAGGGAGAAACCAACCGGAUCAUCGGCUCCCACACGAUGAACAAGAACUCGUCCAGGUCCCACUGCAUCUUCACCAUCUAUGUGGAGGCCCGUUCACGGACCUUAUCGGAUGAAAAGUACAUCACUUCCAAAAUUAACUUGGUGGAUCUAGCAGGCUCGGAACGGCUGGGCAAGUCUGGGUCCGAGGGCCGAGUCCUGAAGGAAGCCACCUACAUCAACAAGUCGCUGUCCUUCCUGGAGCAGGCCAUCAUCGCCCUCGGGGACCAGAAGCGGGACCACAUCCCCUUCCGGCAGUGCAAGCUCACCCACGCCCUCAAGGACUCGCUAGGGGGAAACUGCAACAUGGUCCUGGUGACGAACAUCUACGGAGAAGCCGCCCAGCUGGACGAGACGCUGUCCUCACUGCGGUUCGCGAGCAGGAUGAAGCUGGUCACCACCGAGCCUGCCAUCAACGAGAAGUACGACGCGGAGCGGAUGGUCAAGAACCUGGAGAAGGAGCUGGUGCUGCUCAAGCAGGAGCUGGCCAUCCACGACAGCCUGGCCAACCGCUCCCAUGUGAACUACGACCCCAUGGAUGAGGUCCAGAUCGCGGAGAUCAACUCCCAGGUGCGGCGGUACCUGGACGGGGCGCUGGACGAGAUCGAUAUAAUCAACCUCAGACAGAUCCAGGAGGUGUUCAACCAGUUCCGGGUGGUUCUGAUCCAACAGGAGCAGGAGGUGGAAGCCGCUUUGCGCCGCAAGUACACCCUCAUAGACAAGAACGACUUUGCGGCCAUUUCUGCUGUCCAGAAGGCAGGGCUGAUGGAUGCUGACGGCCACCUGGUGGGUGAGUCUGACGGACAAGGCUUUGGACUUGGGGUUGCCUCUUACUCUAGCAAACCUGGGAAGAAAACCAAGUCCAGGAGGACAUUGAAAGAGCAGCUCAGCUCCCCGGCAAAAAAGGAUGGUGGCAGCAGCCCUGUGAGCGGCAAGGAUAUGGAUGUUUCCACAUCCAAGACCCAGCUGACCCCACUCUCCAAGGAGGGGGACGUCAAGGACAUGAUUCUGCGGGACCGGGAGACCUCCAACAUCGAGACCCUCCCCUUGGACUCCCCCAAGGAGGAGCCACGCCCACCCAGGCCCAGCACCCCACCCUCCAAGCCUGUGGCCUUUGAGGACUUUAAGAACGAGCGAGGUAGUGAGAUCAACCGCAUCUUCAAAGAGAACAAGUCCAUCUUGAACGAGCGGAGGAAAAGGGCCAGUGAGACCACGCAGCGCAUCAACGCCAUCAAGAGGGAGAUCGACGUCACCAAGGAGGGGCUGAGUGCCCAGAAGUCCCUGCGGGAGAAGCAAGGUGAGUAUGAGAAGAAGGGGCUGAUAAUCAUCGAUGAGGAGGAGUUCCUGCUGAUCCUGAAGCUCAAAGACCUCAAGAAGCAGUACCGUGCGGAGUACCAGGACCUUCGUGACCUGAGGGCCGAGAUCCAGUACUGCCAGCACCUGGUGGACCAGUGUCGCCACCGCCUGCUCACAGAAUUUGAAAUCUGGUACAAUGAGUCCUUCUUCAUCCCCGAGGACAUGCAGGCGGCCCUGAAGCCAGGCAGCAGCAUCCGGCCAGGCAUGGUGCCUGUCAGCAGGAUUGUGUCUCUGGGAGAAGACGACCAGGACAAGUUCAGCCAGCUGCAGCAGGACAUGCUGCCCGAGGGCCCGGAGUCCAUCUCCUUCUACAACGCCAAGGUCAAGAGAGAACAGAAGCACAGCUACUUGAAAUCCAUGCUGGGCCUCCCGAAGGCACAGAGGAAGUAGGGGCUCCUCGCAGCGCCCCCUGCCUGCUCCAGGGGAGCUGCCCACCACCCGCCCGGUCCGGCCAGUCGGCUCCAGGCUGGCCCAGCCCAGAGGACACGCAGCGGCCGGCCUGCCAGGAGGGACAUCCCCCAGAGGGGGCUCAUCUUCACAGGACGCCUCUGGUUUCGAUUCACUGUCUCAUAUGCAGGGACCAGAUAAAACGGCUGAUCGUCUGGAGCGUGUGCUUAUUUCCGUCGGGAGGCUGUCCUGCCUGUACAGGUGGAGCGAGUAGCAGAGCUGGGCUCCGUGGCAGCCUCUCCUUUCCUGCAGGGACACCCGGGGUCGCGGUGGCCGGAGGCGCUGCUCUCAGCCUCUGAGCAGGGCACCCUCUCUGCAGCCGAGCCAUGAGGCAGAGGCCCUCCCCCUCCGCAGCCAGAGAGGACGGGCAGGUAGAAAUGGCUGCAAGGAACGUUCCAUCUCAAAAUAACAAGAGCCUGAGUGAGAGCAGCCCUGCCAUGAAGUCAGCAGCAGAGCCCUGCAGGGAGGCUGAGCUGGAGGCAGCUGUCCCACCCAGGACCAGGAUUCUGUUGGAGCCAUCGAGGAAGGCUCCACCCUGGAAGAGGAGAGCGUGAGUUCCCACCGGCCUGGAGAAAUAGCCAGGAAACUCCCCAGGGACGAGGCGCACAGAUCCUGUGAGGAUUUGUAACCACGCACAGGUUUGGGAUUCAAAUUUACACUGUGCGGUCCAGGAACCACCAGGCCGAGGAAUUAGUAUAAAAGUUAGCCCAAGGCUGAAACAGCUAACAGAACCAGAAAAACUGCCGUACGUGCCUUUUCCCAGCAAUACAGCAUCCCCACAAGCCCUAGUACACAUGAGCUCCCAAGAGUAAAGGCGCGCACACACGCAGGCACACAUAUGUGCAUAUGCACACACGUGUACAGAAACAACCUCGCACGGAGGCAUAAUGUCAGCAGGAUCAGACUUAGAGGAACUUCCGAUAACAAGUUACUGGUGCCCCGGCCAGUGUGGCUCAGUUGGUUGAACGUUGUCCCAUGCAUCAAGGGAUCACCGGUUUGAUUUCCAGUCGUGGCACAUGCCUGGCUGUGGGCUUCAUCCCCAGUGGGGGCACGUGGGAGGCAGCUGACCCAUGUUUCUCUCUCCCUCUCCCAUGAUCAAGGUAGGACAGAGAGCUCUGGGCGGCACUCCUUGUCCCGUCUUUACUCUGAAGGGCUGACUGCUCUGUUGCUGUGUCCUCUGCCCCUGCCUGGAGGUUCCGAUCCACUUGCCCGUCGCCCGCGGAGCCCAGAAACUCUCAUCUGAACUCGACCGUCUGAGGCCACAGGACACGGGGGAGCACAGGUGCAGGCGAGACUUCCUUUACAUCAGGACCGUGUCACACUGCGUGGGACCUGGACGAGCGGUGCAAUUCCCUGCCUUCCUUUCCCCUGGGGAAGCAAUGUCACUCCUGGGCGCUGUGGAAUGGAGUGAUGUAUGCCAGGGUACACCGGAGACCGCGCGACAGUGACAGUAACUGAUAAAGGUGUCAGUGUGCCCAACAUUAUAUGACAGGUGGUGAGCUGACAGACAUAGACACACACCCAACCAAGGUGGAUUCUGGAUGUGAAAAGGCAGCAUGCAGACUGGCAUUAUCUUUCUCCAACCCAUCCUGACUGAUGGCUUCUUAAGACCAAUCAGAUUUGACAGAAGUAGCUACUAAAAGGAUACCCAGUGCCACCGGGCAGCGUCACUGGAGGUCAAGGGUCUUGGUUAAGAAAGUACUUGCCCUUCAUGUGGGGGCUGGAGGCAGUGUUCUUAGUGGACAAACGGCCAGGGGAGUGGGACUGGCAUCACAGGAGGCUCUGAAAACUCUGUCAGGUAAGGGAUAAUCGGAAAGUAGGGACAUUCUGAGAAGAUCCAAACAGGGCACAUUUUCUGUCCUUUUGGGAGGAAAAACGACAGGAGUUGUCUGCCCUGGAAUGGAUGGCCUUGCUGCAGACUGGGCUCCCGACCCCUGGCGGAGGAGAGCAUUGCCUGGGCGGCCCCGGCCCGGCCCCGGCCCCGGCGAGAGAACCCGGGAGGAAGGUCACGGGGCCUCUGGCUCCUCCCAAAUCUAAAUCCCUGGCUCCAUAACCACUUGUGGAGAAGCUGUCUAACAUAUCAGUUGAAAAUUACAUCCCAUACACAGAUUUUCACACACCGUUUUCUCUAUCAAAUAUGAAAUUGCCUUUAUUAAUAAAAAUAUCACUUAGUUUAGAAAGAAUAUUUUUAUUAAGAAAAACAACCUAUCUAUGAGCAAAUGACAUUUCUACCAGCUUAGAUUUCCAACAACAGGGAGUAGCACCCAUUUGCAGCAAUAUAUCCCCAAAGGCCACCAGGAAAAAGGGGGGUCUCGCAUGAGGGAAGGGCUCCCCUCAAGAACCAGCCGCGAUUUGUGAUUCAGUAACUACUAUAACGGCUUGGCGGAAACGGAUCUUGAACCCUGUUACAAGUCCAUGGGUGGAGAAUCUGCUCUGUCCAGAAAAAAGCUGGCAAAGGCAUUUGGAAGGUGAAGUUGAGUGUGUGGAGUAGACGACAUUGUUCUUAGGUUUGGGGAUGAUGGCCAGGCUGGAAGGAACCUCUGCUGUAGGGCUGUGCCCUGCCUCUGCCUGUGGAAGGGGAGGGGCGGAAGGAGGGGCCCUGAGGCUCCCAGCUGCUGAGCGCGGAGCGAACACGACUGUGUAUGUGGCCGGCGACGUGAACGAGGAACACAGGAGGGAGGGCUCCAUACAAGGCCACGCGCCACCACGCAGUCUGUGGCCUGGGUGCCCUCACUGCCCUGAGGCUCAGUCUCUCGUCUGUGCAAUGGGGCAGCAGCUGCUGUGACCUCGCCCAUGUGAACUGCUGAAGAUCACGUCUGCGAAAACGGCAGUUCCCAAGGCCGCCUGCAAACACCCGAGACCAUCCCAGUUCCCUCCGGAAGUCAUGAGGCAAGCAUCUCCUCUUUGGUUAGAGCCACAGAAACGAGAGUUCUGACAGCGCGUCAAGCAUUAGAAAGUUCCAGUGCUUCUAUUUCUUACAUCUUUUCGUCUAAAUUAGUUACCGUCGGUUUAAUAUUUGCAAAGAUGCACCAUCGGCUCCCGUUACCGCGUGUGGCUCCAUCCAGUGCGACUGAACAGCUCCAGGAGCAGAAGAUGGAAAAGCCCCUUGGUGGCCAGCAGCCCGGGAUCCGGGGCCUGUGAUUCUAGGUCAGUUCUCCCUGCACCUCCUCCCACACACAGUAGGCCAAGAACUCAAGGGCAAAGGGGACAGAUUAUUACCCUGAACCUUAUAGGAUCAGGCUCUGAAUAAAUUGAAAAAAGAAACAGAAAAAUCGGGUGUUAUGUACAAGCAAAAAAGUCCAAUAAAGAAAAAGGGGGGGGGCGUGUUUGAGUUCUGACACAGCUGCUCCCAUCCUGGCGGGACAUUGGUCACCUGGGUGCUUCUAUGCGAUUCCGGUGCCGAGGCCACAUCCUGGACCAGUUACAUCAGAGCCUCGAUCCCUGAAGCCCCAAGUGAGUCUAGUGAGCAGAGUGAGUUGUGGUAGAAAAAAAACCUGGACAUUUGUUUUUCGUCUUUGGUAUGUUUUUGUUUACCUGAUUAAUAUGGUGAUAAAUUGCUGAUUAACCUUAAUUAGCAACGAUUUAAUACCACAUACUAUCCUGGCAAUAAGCAAAGAAGCUUCUCUACUGAUUAACUUUCCAUUCACAAAUUUCCAUGGUUUUUAAUACCCUUUAUAAUAAAGAGGGAAUAUGCUAAUUACCCUCAUGCCAUCACAAAGAUGGUGGCGCCCACAGCCAAUAAGAGGGAAUAUGCUAAUUGA